UACACACGCCUCGCAGCACGAUGGCCGAAAGACAUCCUCCGACCAGAGCACUCCUUCAAAUCUCUCCUCGAAGCUCGUAUGAAGCACGCACCCACUCCGGCUCGAAAUGAGGAGAAGGAGGUCAAUGCAGCAUAUCUCUUGCUCGAGAACAGCUUCAGCAAGCAAUUUCCUCUACACGAGAAAUUGAUGAAGCCUGCGAGCGAUCCCAGACGGUACGAGCUGCUUGAGCAAGAGUUGAAGGCCAUUCCGAAUCGAAGUUUCUUUGGCGCAUGGGUGAAUCGAAUGAGAAAUAUGGUGCGGCUCAAGUGA
Molecule: messenger RNA, 309 nt
Organism: Pseudocercospora fijiensis CIRAD86
Lineage: Eukaryota; Fungi; Ascomycota; Dothideomycetes; Mycosphaerellales; Mycosphaerellaceae
Exons: 1
Biological process (GO): mitochondrial respiratory chain complex III assembly
Cellular component (GO): Cbp3p-Cbp6 complex; mitochondrion
Molecular function (GO): ribosome binding
Source: RefSeq, a predicted model, not a curated record